GGUCCCGAGGGCGCGACUUCGGAAUCCCGCCUUCGGCGGGCGCCCACUUCUUGGCCCCCGGGGCACAGCUCCGGGAACGGCUGCGGGCCCAGCCCCGCUUCCCCGACAGAGCCGCCGCAGCUCCCCGGAGACAGAGCGGAGCCCGACGGCCGGAAACUGUAGGUCCGGGAGGUCGGGGCCGCGGGGCGCUGUAGUUUCCCGGGACCAGGAGUGGCCACGGACCGCCGGAAACCAUAGAUCCGGGGAGGUCGGGGCCGCGGGGAGCUGCAGUUCAGCGGACCCGGAAGUGACAGGACCGCCGGAAACCGUAGAUCCGGGGAGGUCGGGGCCGCGGGGAGCUGCAGUUCAGCGGACCCGGAAGUGACAGGACCGCCGGAAACCGUAGAUCCGGGGAGGUCGGGGCCGCGGGGAGCUGUAGUUUCCCGGGACCAGAAGUGGCCACGGACCGCCGGAAACCACAGAUCCGGGGAGGUCCGGGCCGCGGGGAGCUGCAGUUCAGCGGCCCCGGAAGUGACGGAGGACCGCCGGAAACCACAGAUCCGGGGAGGUCCGGGCCGCGGCGAGCUGCAGUUCAGCGGCCCCGGAAGUGACGGAGGACCGCCGGAAACCACAGAUCCGGGGAGGUCCGGGCCGCGAGGAGCUGCGGUUCAGCGGGCCCGGAAGUGACGGAGGACCGCCGGAAGCCGUGGGUCCGGGGAACGAGCGGCCGCCUGGAGCUCUAGUUCUCCCGGUCUCCAGCGGCUCGGAGAACUAAGCGGAGAGCGGAGCUGGCGGCCGCGCGGAAUGGCGGGGCUGGAGCUCUUGUCGGACCAGGGCUACCGGGUGGACGGGCGGCGCGCCGGGGAGCUGCGCAAAAUCCAGGCGCGGAUGGGCGUGUUCGCGCAGGCCGACGGCUCGGCCUACAUGGAGCAGGGCAACACCAAGGCGCUGGCGGUGGUGUACGGCCCGCACGAGAUCCGGGGCUCGCGGGCUCGAGCCCUGCCAGACAGGGCCCUAGUGAACUGUCAGUAUAGUUCAGCGACUUUCAGCACCGGUGAGCGCAAGCGACGGCCACAUGGGGACCGAAAGUCCUGUGAGAUGGGCCUGCAACUCCGCCAGACUUUCGAAGCAGCCAUCCUCACACAGCUGCACCCACGCUCCCAAAUUGAUAUCUAUGUUCAGGUGCUACAGGCAGAUGGCGGGACCUAUGCAGCGUGUGUGAAUGCAGCCACGCUGGCAGUGCUGGAUGCUGGGAUACCCAUGAGAGACUUUGUGUGUGCGUGCUCAGCUGGCUUUGUGGACGGCACAGCCCUGGCGGACCUCAGCCAUGUGGAGGAAGCAGCUGGUGGCCCCCAGCUGGCCCUGGCCCUGUUGCCAGCUUCAGGCCAGAUUGCGCUGCUUGAGAUGGAUGCCCGCCUGCAUGAGGACCACCUGGAGCAGGUGUUGGAGGCUGCUGCCCAGGCUGCUCGAGAUGUGCACACCCUCUUGGACCGAGUGGUCCGGCAACAUCACUUCAGAGCCAUGUGAAGCCCUGCAGAGCCUGGCCUGGUACUGGCUACUGGGAAUGACCAGGGACCCUCACCCACACGUGAACUGUCUGUCUCUGUGUAGCCUCCUGAUUCAAACCUUGAAGAGAACAGUGGAUUACGGGGUUGAGGUGAGAGAGUCCCUGGGUGGAAAAAGCAGCAUGUCCCAGUAAGGACUCAAGGCAGCUGAGCAAAAGGCAGGGCCUGGCAAGAUGAGCCAGGCCAUUAGACUGAGGAAUCUGUUCUUACUCCAGCAUAUUGGGGGCCCUGAGCAAAGGGCUGAGGAAAAACUCAGCUGGCUCUGGGUAGCCACCCUAGAGAUGUGGGGAGCCAGGUCGCACAACCUCUGGACUAUGGCUUGGAGCCCCUUGGGCUUUUCCUGCUGCUUACCCUGGACUCUAAAAGGACAACAGCCAGGCAUAGUGGCUUACGCCUGUAAUCCCAGAACUUUGGGAAGCUGG
Messenger RNA from Saimiri boliviensis boliviensis (Bolivian squirrel monkey), 1966 nucleotides. It is a transcript of the gene EXOSC4, whose product is annotated as exosome component 4. Gene Ontology annotation, biological process: rRNA catabolic process; nuclear mRNA surveillance; U4 snRNA 3'-end processing. NCBI's taxonomy places the organism in Eukaryota, Metazoa, Chordata, Mammalia, Primates, Cebidae. The record is from RefSeq and is a predicted model, not a curated record. Gene Ontology annotation, cellular component: nuclear exosome (RNase complex); cytoplasmic exosome (RNase complex); nucleolus. Gene Ontology annotation, molecular function: RNA binding.